CGUCGGCAGAUUCUUUUGCCACUCUACUCGCUCGCCUCCUUCCGCGUCCAUGUCCAUCGCUAAGAUCAGGUGCAAGUUUGUUAUCGCCUGUCUCUGGCUCUAAUUACGCUGAUCAUGGCAGUCUCUACGGCCAACACUCUGCAGGCAAGAGCGAGGCAACGAGAGUCCAGUCAAACAAUCUGUGAUGCCGAGUUGGAAUGGAUUGAGUGAGGCACAUUUGGACCUCUAUUGCGUCUGCUGGGAAGGAUCGACGUUCCUCGCGGGGUAGUUGCCACAGGAGCGAUUGCGAACACGUGAGACGUGUUGUUGUGGCGGAUUAAGAGUGCUGUGAGGAGCAGAGCGGAGAUGUAGUUUCUGUGACCGAAGGAGUGGAAGUCUUUGAAAUCUUGAGUGCGGCCGUUGGACCAGACCUUGGUGGUUAGUUUUUAUAUUUUUGAUUUUUUUUUGAAGGAUACUGCACCUUGCCAUGGCGUUUGUAAUUGACGACAAUUACUUGGCCAUCACUGCAAUCGUCACUAUAUGCUACCAGUUUGCAUUUUUCAUUGUUGCUGCUACCUGUAAAUUCGACAAGGUUACCGACUUCGCUGGCGGCACAAACUUUGUAAUACUAGCACUGCUUACGUUUGUCCUUCACCAAACAUGGCACUUUCGACAGAUUGUGCUCACAGCCCUUGUUGUGGUUUGGGGAUUUCGAUUGGCUAUCUUCUUGCUUCUCAGAAUAUUAGCAUGGGGAGAAGAUAAACGGUUUGAUGACAAGCGCGGGAAUCUUUUGAAGUUCGCUGCAUUCUGGUUGACUCAGGCAAUUUGGGUGUGGACCGUUAGCUUGCCUGUUACGGUUGUCAAUGGAAGUGAUAGGAAUCCCAACAUUACAGCGGCGGAUAUUGUGGGUUGGAUUCUAUGGCUUAUAGGUUUAUCUAUUGAGACAGUUGCAGAUCAGCAAAAGUUGAAUCUGAAGAAAAAUCCUGCCAGUAAAGGCAGAUGGUGUGAUGUUGGCGUCUGGGGUUGGUCAAGACAUCCAAACUAUUUUGGAGAGAUCCUUCUAUGGUGGGGCAUAUUUAUAAGCUCCACGCCAGUUUUAAGGAAUGGCCAAUGGGCAGUUAUUGCUGGUCCUAUCUUCAUUACGUUACUUCUGCUUUUCUUGAGUGGAAUGCCGUUGCUUGAGGAGUCAGCUGAUAAGAAGCAUGGAAACAAUCCACAAUACAGGACUUACAAGAACAGGACAAGUCCCUUGAUACCUCUACCUCCAGCAUUGUAUAGAGCGCUUCCAAGUUGGUUCAAGCUGGUGUUCCUUCUUGAACUGCCAUUGUACAAUAAGAAGCUAUCAAGUGGUCAAGAACGAUUGCAAAGCAGCACUGAUGAAGUAGUAUGAUAUCUUCGUCAUGUAUUUCUUAGAUUUUUGAAAAUAUCCUAAUUGGAGUUAAAAUGCCUAGGUGUCUCAUGGUUGUAUUUUUGGCAGUUUUAUGGGUUUCUGUAGAGCUUCUGCUUAAGAGUUACACUUGGGAAUGUUGCACUGGCUUUAAAACAGUAAAAAAUUUGCGAAACAGUUAAGUAAUAAUAUACAAGGAGUCCAGUGUGUACGAGAUUGUAGACGUAAUAUUUGGAGAGCAUGCAAGGGUGUCGAGUAACUCUUAAACUACCUCGAACGAAGACUGCUCAUUGAUAUGGAUAUCAUUAGGCAUGAUUUUCGUACCUGGUCAAUGUGUAGGAUUCCAGGAUUAAUUUUCAGACAGCCUGUGAUUUUAACUUUUAUUUAUAUCUACAUUUACAUCUUUUCAUUGGA
Molecule: messenger RNA, 1780 nt
Organism: Physcomitrium patens
Lineage: Eukaryota; Viridiplantae; Streptophyta; Bryopsida; Funariales; Funariaceae
Cellular component (GO): membrane
Source: RefSeq, a predicted model, not a curated record